AUGCCCAGCGCUGCUUGGAAGUCCUCAUUCCGCUCUCCAUCCCCCGACACCGACUCCGAGGACUGCCUCCCCUCCCAAUUUGCCGCUAGUACUCAUGCCGACCUCGCUUAUGAUUUGGACCUCAGCUUGCGACAAGAUCAUGCCGAGCUCAAAUCUACGCCUUUUACUAUUGCGAAGCAAAAGUCGGCCAGGAAGGGCGGGAGGAAGAUAUCUAAUUUGGUCACGGCUGAGGAUAGGAGGAACGGCGUAACAUCGUCCCCGUCAAAAUCAUCUACUACCAAAUCAUCAAACUCCAGACCUGUACUGAACAACCAAACUCUACCCUUCCAGCCCCAACCCAGGAAACCCGGCCCCAAACCAGCCAAAAAGGAUUUCGUCCAACAACCUCUCCACGAUACCCCUCCCAAACCCAAGAACCGCAAGAAACCCGGCCCCUCGGCUGCUUGGGUUGACAAGGACGGGAACGCGCUACCAGAGGAUCCGCCGGCGAGACUCUCGAUUUUGGAGGUAUUGGAGGAGAAGGAGAAGGAAGAAGAAAAGAAGGUGAAGAAGCGGGAGGCUGCGAGGGAAAAGAGAAAGAGGACUGUGGAGGCGAAGAAGAGGGAGAAGGAGGGGAAUGAUAAGAUACAGUUUCACAUGCUUCCCAAGGGAGCUGCCACCAACGAGAGCUUUCCUAUUGUCAGAGCUCUUCAGAAGCAACAGUCUCUCCCCAGCAGGACCAGGCCCCUCGCCGCAACGAGCAUUCGGCUCAACGAGGGCGAAGUCACCCGCUCACCCGAGCCCGAGAACCUUGUUGACGCUACCGAGAUUGAUGACCUGGUAUACGGUCCGAAGGGGGCAAGAGGAGGCACUACUGUUGAAGACGCUAUAGAAAUUGCGUCAACCCCCACCUUGAAUCGAAAAGCAGAGUGGUCCGAGUCCAUCAGGACAACUCCGACAUUGGUGGGCUCUGAUAGCAGAAGCGCCCAGCGACAUCAUGAUCUUCCUUUCGCCAAGACAACACAUCGCGUUACUCCCAGCUCACGAAGCACUUUCAAACCACCUUUCAAGAAGCCUUUCGUCGAUCAUGUCUCCCCUCAGAAUGGUCACAUCGACCCCCACUCAAGCAGCGAACCUCAUCUUUCGACCAUCAAUCAGGUCCCAUCGUCGCUCAGCCGGGGUGGCGAGACGAUGACUUCUGGGGUCAGCAAGCUAGCUUAUAGCUCUCCUCUUACUGGGCGGGGUAGAGCUGGCGAUUCGGUGGCGCACGUCAGGGCUAUGGCGCGUGCAAGUGAUACAAAAGGACGUAAGGUGUUUGAAGAGGAUGACGUUUACGUGAAAGAGGAAGAGGAUGAAUACAGAUCUGCGGACGUGUUGAGACUGGAGAGAGCCGCUGAAGACUUCCACAUACCCCCAGCCUAUCAAUCCGCUUUACCGCCAAACAUCGCUCGUCCCGUUGCCAGACGUUUCCAACCGCCCAUCCCCGUUGUGUCAAAGUCGACUCUCAAUCAAGACAGGAACAGCCCACCUCCUAUCCGCUCUUCCACUCCUGAAUGGUCCACUUUGCCUGCCAAACGACGCCGCGACUCUUCCUUCAAUUCACCCAAUAAGAAUGCUCGACAGCCUGUUGUAGCAGGCCGUUUCCGGAUGCCAGCCUCUCUCUUCCCUACACCCAAACGGACCGCCCCCUCGUCACCUUCUCCCGAGCCGGCGAUCAACAGCCCUCCGAGGAAAUACUCCAAACUCACCCUGUUCACCCCUUCUUCCAAGGAAGACGACGCCCUUCGCCCGGAGAGACCGGCGUACACUGUUAGGACUAUCAGAGGAAGCAAGUUUGCCUCGUCGGCGGAGCGGAACGAUUCGUAUCCUGGAGCAGGAGUCAAGGGGAGGUUGACUUUGCCUCCCAGGAAGACUGGGUCGUCCACGACCUUGGGAAGGCGGGAGCCUGAGCGUGACUACUCCCCUGCGGACCAACGAGCAGGACAGUCCAGAUAUGAUCCCUUUCAGAGUCAGUAUCGACGCUACGACACUACCGGCGAAGAGGAAGGGGAUGAGGAUGAUUGGACUUCUGCUUGGAGGGGAAAGGAGAGCGCGAAUGUGGGUGCCAUGGGAGGAAGGGAUUGGGUGGAUGAGGACGAGCUGGAGGCUGCAGAGAAGUAUGUGUUUCAGAGACGAAACGGAUACGAUUAUUGA
Cryptococcus wingfieldii CBS 7118 is the source of this 2172-nucleotide messenger RNA. RefSeq lists its product as hypothetical. The coding region runs from base 1 to 2172 and encodes 723 amino acids. NCBI's taxonomy places the organism in Eukaryota, Fungi, Basidiomycota, Tremellomycetes, Tremellales, Cryptococcaceae. The transcript is spliced from 4 exons. The record is from RefSeq and is a predicted model, not a curated record.